CUUACAGGUGUGGUUUGGCAGGAGAAGUUGAGGAGCGUUCACUUCAGCCAUGCAGGAGAGACAGGACACACCUCUGGGCACACUACAGCCGCAGACACGAUGCCUGCGGUGUGGGGAUGUGCUGGAGUGGUCAGAGGAGCACAGUGUCCUGCUGGGCUGUUCCUGCUGCUCUACAGUGGAUGAGACACUGGAGAAUGUAGCCAGAGGCCUGGCCAGCAGAAUGAAAACGGAGAAGAGUCACUGGGCAGCUGGAAGAGUGGGCGACAUAGACUUCAUUGGCCCCACGAAGACAAGAGGGAAGUUUAUGAGAGUGUGCAGCAGCACGGAUCCAGUGCUGAUCUACCAGAUGCUGACAGAAGAGUGGGGCCUGGCUCCUCCACACCUGGUGGUGGCGCUGGUGGGAGGAGAUGAGGUGGCUCAAAUGAAGCCGUGGCUCAGGGACACUCUGAGAAAAGGACUUGUGAAGGCUGCACAGAGCACAGGGGCCUGGAUUUUGACUAAUGGCCUUCGCUUUGGCAUCACCAAGCACUUGGGCCAGGCGGUAAGAGAUCACUCCUUGGCCAGUACCUCCUCCAAAGUUCGUGUAGUGGCCAUUGGCAUCGCACCUUGGAACAUGAUCCACAACCGAGAGGCACUCCUCACUGCCAAGGUGGAUGAGCCUGCUGUAUACAAGCCACAGGACCUGCCUCAUGGGUCAGUGUAUUCCCUGGACAGCCACCACUCUCACUUUGUGCUGGUGGAGGAGGAUCCCAACAGACCAGGAGCCACCAGUGAAAUGAGGGUGAAGCUGCUCAAACACAUCUCUCUUCAGCGCACUGGUUAUGGAGGCACAGGCAGUUUUGAGAUUCCUGUUCUGUGUCUCUUGGUCCAUGGGGAACCCAGGAUCCUAAAGAGGAUGUGUAAAGGCAUUGGCAAUUCAACACCGUGGCUGAUCCUGGCAGGCUCAGGAGGCGUGGCUGACAUCCUCGUCACACUGAUGAAUAGGGGGUGCUGGGAUAUGGACAGUGUUCAUGAGCUGCUUCUGGACACCUUUCCAAAUGCCCACCACAGCACAGACAUCAGUAACUGGGUCAAGCUGAUCCAGAAGAUACUCGAUCAUGGGCAUCUCCUCACUGUCCACGACCCUGAACAGGAGAGCUCGGAGCUGGAUACCGUCAUUCUCAAAGCUCUAGUCAAGGCUUGUAAGAGCCAAAGUCAGGAAGCUCAGGACUUCCUGGAUGAACUGAAGCUGGCUGUGGCCUGGAACAGGGUGGACAUUGCCAAGAGUGACAUCUUCAAUGGAGAUGUGGAGUGGAAGGCAUGCGACCUUGAAGAGGUGAUGAUGGACGCACUGAUCAAUGACAAACCUGACUUUGUGCGCCUUUUUGUGGACAACGGCGUGAACCUGGGCGAGUUCCUUACCUACGGACGCCUGCAGGAGCUUUACUGGUCUGUGUCGGAGAAGAGCCUGCUUCACAACCUGCUCCUCAAAAAGUACGAGGAGAAGCAGCUUCUGCUUGGAGCUGCCAGGACACCUGGUCCACCUGGGCACCAUCCGCCUGAGCAAGGGAAACCCCGCUUCACCCUGUACGAGGUUGCCAAAGUGCUGAAAGAUUUUCUUCAUGACUCCUGCAAAGGCUUUUACCAAAAGAUUCCCACGGAGAAGCCAGCAAAGGGUCGACUGUUCCACAGCCAGAAGAACCUGGCUGAGUUAGAGGAGCGCUGCGAACAUCCUUGGAGGGAUCUUUUCCUCUGGGCCGUCCUUCAGAACCGGCAACAGAUGGCUAACUACUUUUGGGCCAUGGGCCCUGAGGCGGUUGCGGCAGCGCUGGCGGGUUGUAAGAUUCUGAAAGAGAUGGCACGACUGGAAUCUGAGGCUGAGUCUGCACGUAGUAUGAAGGAGGCCAAGUAUGAGCAGUUUGCCCUUGAUGUCUUUGGAGAGUGUUACUCCAACAGUGAAGACAGGGCUUAUGCUUUGUUAGUGAGGAGAACACACUGCUGGAGCAAAUCUACGGUCCUUAACUUGGCAACUGAGGCAGAUGCCAAAUCCUUCUUUGCCCACGAUGGAGUUCAGGCUCUCCUCACAAAGAUUUGGUGGGGGGCGAUGACGACUGACACAGCCAUUUCCAAACUCGUGGUGUCGUUCUUCUGCCCACCACUCAUCUGGACCAACCUCAUAAAGUUCAGUGACGAGGAACUGGACAAUCGUAAUGGCCGUGAGCAGUUCGUGGAGCUGGACAGUCUGGAUACGGAAAAGGCUUUGCUGUUAACUGACGACGAUGACCCCUUGGACUCUCCACCUGGGGAUCCAGCAGCUCAGAGCUGUGCCUCUGUCUGGUGGCGUUUCUUACUCCGCCGCUGGCGUCGCUUCUGGAGCGCUCCUGUCACUGUGUUCCUUGGUAAUGUCAUCAUGUACUUCGCCUUCCUCUGCCUCUUCACCUACGUGCUCCUGCUAGACUUCCGCCCACCACCGCCCUCCGGCCCUGGAGCCCCAGAGAUAAUGCUGUACUUCUGGGUCUUCACCUUGGUGCUGGAGGAACUCCGACAGAGCUUUUUCACGGAUGAAGAGAUGAACAUCUUGAAGAAGUUCAAACUCUACGUCGAGGACAACUGGAACAAGUGCGACAUGGUUGCCAUCUUGCUCUUUGUUGUUGGGGUUUCGUGCAGGAUGGUUAAUCACACCUAUGAGGCAGGAAGGACAGUCCUGGCGAUAGACUUCAUGGUUUUCACCCUUCGUCUGAUCCACAUCUUUGCCAUUCAUAAGCAGCUCGGCCCCAAGAUCAUUAUUGUGGAGAGAAUGAUGAAGGACGUUUUCUUCUUCCUCUUCUUCCUGAGUGUGUGGCUCAUAGCGUACGGUGUUGCAACGCAGGCUCUUCUCCACCCCAAUGAUCCCAGGAUCGACUGGGUGUUCCGCAGAGCCUUGUACCGCCCCUACCUGCACAUUUUUGGCCAGAUCCCCUUGGAGGAAAUAGACGCUGCUCGCAUGCCUGAAAUUAACUGCACCAAUGACUCAGAGGAGAUUAUCAUGGGCCUACGGCCGCCAUGUCCCAACAUCUACGCCAACUGGCUGGUCAUUCUGCUGCUGGUUAUCUUCCUACUUGUCACCAAUGUCCUGCUGCUCAACCUGCUUAUUGCUAUGUUCAGCUACACAUUCCAGGUGGUGCAGGGCAACACGGACAUCUUCUGGAAGUUCCAGAGAUACAACCUGAUUGUGGAGUACCACAGCCGUCCCGCCCUGGCUCCACCCUUCAUUAUCAUCAGCCACCUCUCUCAGAUCCUCCUCAGCCUGGUCAAACGGCCUGAGUCCAAGCAGGAGCAUCUUGAGAGGGAGCUGCCGGCAGGGCUAGACCAGAGGCUGAUAACAUGGGAGACAGUGCAGAAAGAGAACUACCUGGCCAAACUGGAGCGACAGCACUGGGAAAGCAGUGAGGAGAGACUCAAGAAUACCUCCUCAAAGGUUCAGAGCUUGCUGAGGAUUGUCAGUGGGUUUAAGGAUCAAGAGAAACGACUGGCAUCCAUGGAGGCUCAGGUCAGAUAUUGUGGAGAGGUGUUGUCCUGGAUGGCAGAGUGCUUUGCUAAAAGCACACUCAAGUGUGGGAAAGAAGCUCCAAGAGCUCCAACGUCCCUGACAGGCGCCAAGGCAAGCAGCAGCGAGGAUGCACCUCAAAGUCAACCAGAGAAAGAAGCCAAACAGGACAGGGGAGAAGCCAAACCGGGUAACCCAGGCUAUGGAGCUAACAAAAAAUUUCCUUAUAUUGAUGAAUAAAAGUUGAUACCACUAGCCGGUAGCAUUAUGGUGCCAUGUAUAAGAUUUUUAGAAUAUUCUGAGGUAUGAUCAUGGUGUAAUUGUGGGAAAGGGGACGUUGAUUUGCUUUGAGCUUUAAUUUAAAUGAAUAAAAUGGCGUUGGAUGUGUUCACAGAUGUAUCCCUGGUUUUUGAGUGUUGUUGCGUUACACAUUACGAAUACUUAUACAGCUUCGUGUUGUUGUAAGACAUUCUAAAUAGUGUUUUCAACAUUACUCUGACUGUACCUGACUGUACCCAAAAGAAAUACCAAGUUUACCAAGUUCCUUCAGUGCAAUAAAA
Molecule: messenger RNA, 4065 nt
Organism: Toxotes jaculatrix (banded archerfish)
Lineage: Eukaryota; Metazoa; Chordata; Actinopteri; Toxotidae
Gene: trpm5
Product: transient receptor potential cation channel, subfamily M, member 5
Exons: 26
Coding region: 50-3745 (1231 amino acids)
Biological process (GO): calcium ion transmembrane transport
Cellular component (GO): membrane
Molecular function (GO): calcium-activated cation channel activity; ligand-gated calcium channel activity
Source: RefSeq, a predicted model, not a curated record